GUUUAGUAUUUGUUUGUCUCUGAUGGUCUCUGACAAGCGCCACGCUUUAGUCAUCGGAGGCGGCUUCUCCGGCAUGUUCGCUGCCAACGAGCUCAAGGGUCGUUUCGACGUCACCCUUGUUGAUGCCAAGGAGUACUUCGAGUACACUCCUGGUGUCCUCCGUGCUUAUGUCAAGCCUGGUCAUUACGACGCUCUGUCAUUCACUUACCAGUCGAUCUUGGAGCGCACUAUGGGCAUUAAGUUCCUCUGGGGUGAGGUUACUCAGCUCGACGGUGAGAAGCAAAUCGCUCAUGUCAAGCCGAUGUUCUCCGAUCACACUGAGGAGGUCGCCUUCGACUACUGCGUCAUCGCCGCUGGUUGCACUUUCGGUCUCUUCUCCAAGUGGGGUGAGUCUCUCUGGGCUCCCACUGUCAACGAGGGUGCCAUUGCCGAGUCUGAGUGGAAGCACAUCGAUGAGCGUUUCAUCGAGGGUCGCCGUCGUCAUAUCUUCGAGGAGCAUGAGAAGCUUGCCGCCCUCAACAAGAAGAAGGCCAACGUUCUCAUUGUCGGUGCCGGUUUCAUUGGUGUCGAGUGGGUCACUGAGCUUCAGCACUACUUCCCCAAUCUCAAGCUCACCAUCAUGGAUUUCCUUCCUAAGUGCCUCGGACCCCUUCCUCAGAACGCUGCCGACUACUGCGAUAAGUACAUGAAGCAGCAUGGAAUUAAGUGCUACUAUGGCAUGAAGUACGCUCCCAAGGAGGAGGGCUUCUUCGAGAAGAUUGGCCUCACUGGCGAGCCUGACUGCACUUUCGUCUGCAUUGGCACUAAGGCUUCCAACUGGUUCAUGCCUAAGGAGUGCUUGACUGGCUACAACCCCUUGGAGGAGGACAAGAAGGAGAAGGACCCCAAGAAGCGCGGUCCCGGUGGCGGAGGAUGGAUUCACGUGAACAAGCAUUUGCAGGUCUACAAGGUUAACGAGGAUGGCUCUCAGUCCCUCUGGGGUAACGGUCACAUCUUCGCCAUUGGUGAUUGCAACAUGGUCCCUGAGCUUCCCCCGAUCCCUAAGAUCUCUUAUCCUUCUGAGGAGCAGGCCGCUCAUGCUACCAAGAACAUUAAGAUCUUGGACCACCUCGAGCAUAAGGGUAAGUCCGUUGGCGGCUGCUGCGGGCUCGGUGGUGCCAAGGACCUCGUCACUACUUGGUGGCCUUGGGGUGCUGGUAUGUUCGCUACUUCUCUCGGACCUAACAAGGCCUGCUUCGUUUUGGGUGCUAAGUCUGCUCCUGGCACUGGCCAUAUGGUCCUCUGGGGCAAGCUCUCUGCCAUCCAGAAGGGUCUCAUUGAAUCCACUAAGGUCAACGAGAACAAGCGCGGCAUCAUUGGCAGUUGGGGUUGGCAUUUCGUCCAUCAUACUCCUUUCAUGAACUAGAUUUAGUUUCUUGGAGUCCUCUUUUGAGUAACUGUCCGUAUGUGACUAACUUUGCUCGCAUUUGUUAUAAG
Molecule: messenger RNA, 1476 nt
Organism: Perkinsus marinus ATCC 50983
Lineage: Eukaryota; Perkinsozoa; Perkinsida; Perkinsidae
Exons: 1
Coding region: 23-1405 (460 amino acids)
Cellular component (GO): cytoplasm
Molecular function (GO): electron-transferring-flavoprotein dehydrogenase activity; flavin adenine dinucleotide binding
Source: RefSeq, a predicted model, not a curated record